Messenger RNA from Magnusiomyces paraingens, 1755 nucleotides. RefSeq lists its product as uncharacterized. The record is from RefSeq and is a predicted model, not a curated record. The transcript has a single exon. Lineage: Eukaryota; Fungi; Ascomycota; Dipodascomycetes; Dipodascales; Dipodascaceae. Bases 1 to 1755 code for a protein of 584 amino acids.
AUGCCUUUGAUAUUUCUUCCAGACGAGCAGGAUGUUCAUACGCUGUCAUCAUCUUCUUCGUUGUCAUCCCUUCGCAGUGUACCAGACAAUAGCAGUGGGGCUUCAGUUUUGUCUUCACGGCCGUCUAGUCCAGCCUCGUCUGCCGCAGAAGCUCUGAGUUCUGCAACAGCAUUAAUGUCUAUUCGGGACACAUCAAACAUGGUGGCAACCGGGGGAGGCCGAAUUUUUGGCGAUGGAGGAUUAGGAACAGCACCAGCAACAACAGCAACUGGAGGAUUAGGAAGCCACACGCCAAGUGGGGCCUACACACCGAGUUCAACGGUCACUGUAAGCUCGUCAAGCCACAUAUCUGAAGAACAACAACAGCAGCAGCAGCAGCAGCAGCAGUACAGACAACGGAGGCAACCGUUAGAGGAUGACAAGGUGGAUGAGGAGGAGACCGACGACAGAGUAAAUGUUUUUAGGAGAAGGCGGGCUGAAGAGGAGGAGGUACUAAUAGAAGAUGAAGGAGAGGAGGAGGAAAAUCAUGGGAAUAAUGGCAGCAAUAGCAAUAAUCAUGGCACUAGUACUGGUACCAGCAGCAGUGGUAGCAACAGUGGCAGCAGUAGUGGCGGCACCAGUCCCCACCAUACAUUCCAUGGGAUCCACCGAAGCGGCAGCACUAGCACGCGAGCAUAUAGUUUAGAUGAGACGCGGUCUCUUUCGAUUGUAACUUUUCUUCCACGGCCGACUCGGCCCGCGCCGUUGACAUUACCAUACAAGUCGUCGCCGAACCCGUUCCACACGCUGGAUCUCUACCUCCCUGCGUCUGGACUGGCGCCGUCAACGCCCUGGUUUUUUUUCUUGCAUGGAGGAUACUGGCAAGAUGCAACCCAAAGUAAGGAUGUAGGAUCUGUGAUUUUGUCACGGCUGCCUGCACACUGGGCCGGAGCCUCGAUCGACUACCGGUUAUCACCCGAAAUUGCGCACCCGGGACACUUGGAUGAUGUGAAGCGGGCGUUCAAAUUUGUAAAGUCUGCGUAUGACAUUUCCAAGGCUGUCAUCAUGGCACAUGGCGCUGGAGCGUGUAUUGCAUACCAGUACAUUUUCAGCGAGCUUGCCAUGGGCACGGGCAGUUGGAUCAGCCAUGUGAUUACAUCUGGUGGUGUUUACGAUUUACCUGAGCUAGCCAAAGAUAGCCCAUACUAUCAUCGGUUUAUUGCAGAUGCCUAUGGAAAUGACCAAGAGCAUUGGUACGAACUGUCACCGCAGAAUUUUGAGUGGGAGUCAGUUUAUGGCGACGAGCAGGAUGAUGAGCGGGAUCAAGAGCCUGUUCAUGAGCUGACGGGUGAACAGGCUUUAUUUCAAGGAAUGAUUGAUGCGUCAUCUUCAUCGUCAUCUACAAUACGGUCACCUUUAGAGGAAGCCAUUAUGGAGAUGAAUACACAUGUGGCCGCUGCCAACUUUAGAGGAAGAAGUACUACAAGAAACAGAGGAACGACUACAGCUACAAGUGGAGAAAACAAGCGGACACACCGGAUGGAUGUUACGCUGGUGCACUCCAAAUUUGACUUGAUUGUGCCAAUCCAGCAGUCGCUGCGGUUUGAGGACCGCCUCACAGAGGCCGGGUUUCGGUGUUCGCUGCGACUGCUGAGCAUCGAUGGGCAUGAUACGGUACUGGAAACAACAGAGCUUGCACUGAUUGCACUUGAAGUGUGCAAGCAGAUGGAUGAGGAAGAAGAGCGCUUGCUCGGUAUGCAUCUCGGGUAUUAUUAG